UUUCCCCGGGGCCCUCGCUGGGCACGGGUCAGCUCGCGGGGGCCCUUGACCAUCUGGUGCGAAGGAUCUUCAAUGACGCUUCUUGACCUUUGCCUUUUCCCGAGAUCGGUUCAGCCUCCUCCUUCUCUCUUCCCUGGGCCGGGCCUUCCCCCGGCUCGGCCUCCUCCUUCCCUGGGCCAGUCCACCCCCCCUCGGCCUCCUCCUUCCCUGGGCUGGUCCACCCCCCUCCGCUCCCCCCCAGGGUCCAGAGCCGCCUAUGGACCCCGGGGUCCCACAUGUGCGUGAUCUGUUUUGUGAAGGCGCUGGUCCACGUGUUUAAGAUCUACCUGACGGCCAACUACAGCUAUGACUUCAAGAGCUGGCCCGUGGACUUCCGCUGGGACGAGAUCAACAGCAACAACAGCCGCCACCGCGCCCUGACCUGCGCGGCCGCCGCGGCCGGAGUGUGGCUACUCCGCUCGGGCUCGACCCUGCUGACGGGCCACAGCCGGGCCGGCCGGGGCCCACUCCUCUGCGGCCUGCACCAGAUCAAGGAGCUGCCGGGCCAGCUGGCCAGCUACAUCCUGGCCCACUCGUUCGGCCGCUGGCUCAUCUACCCGGGGUCCAUGUGUCUGAUGACCAAGGCGCUGCUGCCGCUGCUGCUGCAGGGCCAGGCCCGGCUGGUGGAGAAGUUCCAGGGCCGCCGGGCCAAGCUGGAGGCCUGUGAUGGCAACGAGAUAGACACCAUGUUUAUGGACCGGCGCGGGCAGCCGGGCCCUGACGGGAGGGGCCGGAAGCUGGUCAUCUGCUGCGAGGGCAACGCGGGCUUCUACGAAAUGGGCUGCCUGUGGGCCCCGCUGGAGGCCGGCUACUCCGUCCUGGGCUGGAACCACCCCGGCUUCGCGGGCAGCACCGGGGCGCCCUUCCCCCAGCAGGAUGCCAAUGCCAUGGACGUGGUCAUCAAAUACGCCCUGCACCGGCUGCGCUUCCCCAUCGGCCGCGUGGUGGUCUACGGCUGGUCCAUCGGCGGCUUCACCGCCACCUGGGCCGCCAUGACCUACCCGGACCUGGGCGCCCUGGUGCUGGACGCCACCUUCGACGACCUGGUGCCGCUGGCCCUGAAGGUCAUGCCCCGCAGCUGGAAGGGGCUGGUGGUGCGGACCGUCCGGCAGCACUUCAACCUCAACAUCGCCGACCAGCUGUGCCGGUACCCGGGCCCGGUCCUGCUCAUCCGCCGGACCCAGGACGACGUGGUCACCACCAAGGCCCCAGACGGCACCGGGUCGCCCAGCGAGGUGGAGGGCAAUCGGGGCAACCGGCUCCUUCUGCGGCUGCUGCAGCACCGCUACCCCAACGUCAUGGGCCCCGAGUCGGUGGGGGCGGUCGGCCGGUGGUUGGGCGCCGCCAGCUUGGCCCACGAGGAGGAAAUGUACAGGCGCUACCGAGUGGACGACGCCUGGUGCCUGGCCGUCCUGAAGGCCUACAGGGACCGGACCUGGCAGGACGGUGGCCCCGGCCGCUUUCCCUGGAGUGUCGGGGAGGCCUUGCCCCCCAAGAAACGUCGACAGCUUGCCCUGUUCCUGGCCCGCAAGCACCUGAAGAACGUGGAGGCGACUCACUGCUGUCCCUUGGAGCCAGAAGAGUUCCAGCUGCCCUGGACUCUAGACACGGGGAUAAAGACGGGGACCGAGGGACAGAGAUAGGGACCGUGGCCGAGAGAGAGAGAGAGAGAGAGAGAGAGAGAGGGACACAGACAGCCGGAGGGAACCAGAAGAAAAGAGCGGGACUUUCCCUCCUUUCCCAACGAAACCCGACCCACGGUGGUAGUGGUGGUUUUAUGGGUGGGCAUCAUUUGCGUGUGCCUACCCUUUGUCUAGUACGUGUCCCGUUUCCCCACCCACUCACCCACAACCCCAUACCCAGUUGGGGCUUCAGUAAAACUGCCACCGCAAGCACCAGGGCCUCGCCUGGAGUUUUC
This is a messenger RNA of Tachyglossus aculeatus (Australian echidna), 1957 nucleotides long. It is a transcript of the gene ABHD16B, whose product is annotated as abhydrolase domain containing 16B. The transcript has a single exon. Gene Ontology annotation, biological process: phosphatidylserine catabolic process; monoacylglycerol catabolic process. Lineage: Eukaryota; Metazoa; Chordata; Mammalia; Monotremata; Tachyglossidae. Bases 276 to 1682 code for a protein of 468 amino acids. The record is from RefSeq and is a predicted model, not a curated record. Gene Ontology annotation, cellular component: endomembrane system. Gene Ontology annotation, molecular function: glycerophospholipase activity; monoacylglycerol lipase activity.